Molecule: messenger RNA, 2378 nt
Organism: Ahaetulla prasina
Lineage: Eukaryota; Metazoa; Chordata; Lepidosauria; Squamata; Colubridae
Gene: BTBD9
Product: BTB domain containing 9
Exons: 11
Coding region: 130-1938 (602 amino acids)
Biological process (GO): circadian behavior; adult locomotory behavior; modulation of chemical synaptic transmission
Molecular function (GO): protein binding
Source: RefSeq, a predicted model, not a curated record
GGUGACGUCAGUGCUCGCGGCGACGCCAGAACGCCACGGCCGGCGGAGGAGGAGGAGUAGGAGGCGGGAGGGGGGGUAUCCUGCUCCAGCGCUCCACGGCCGGUGUAGCAUAAACAUUUCUUGUACAACAUGAGCAACAGUCAUCCACUCCGACCUUACACAGCAGUAGGUGAAAUAGACCACGUUCACAUUCUAUCCGAUCAUGUUGGUGUUCUGAUGAAUGGGGAGGAAUACAGUGACGUUACCUUUAUAGUGGAAAAGAAACGUUUUCCUGCACACCGAGUGAUUUUGGCUGCGAGGUGUCAGUAUUUCAGAGCGUUAUUAUAUGGUGGAAUGCGUGAAUCUCAGCCUGAAGCAGAAAUCCCUCUUCAUGAUACCACCGCAGAAGCCUUUACAAUGUUAUUGAAAUAUAUUUAUACAGGUCGUGCCACAUUAAGAGAUGAGAAAGAAGAAGUCCUGUUAGAUUUUUUGAGUUUAGCACAUAAAUAUGGGUUUCCAGAACUGGAGGAUUCCACCUCUGAAUACCUUUGCACCAUUCUUAACAUUCAAAAUGUUUGCAUGACCUAUGACGUUGCUAAUCUCUACUCACUACCUAAAUUGACAUGUAUGUGCUUCAUAUUUAUGGACAGAAAUGCUCAAGAGGUACUCUCCAGUGAAGGCUUUCUGUCUCUUUCUAAGCCAGCACUUCUCAGUAUUGUACUGAGGGAUUCAUUUGCAGCACCUGAGAAGGACAUUUUUCAAGCAUUGAUGAACUGGUGUAAACACAAUCCUAAGGAAAGUCAUGCUGAAAUCAUGAAGGCAGUGCGCUUGCCAUUGAUGAGCUUGACAGAGCUUUUAAAUGUCGUAAGACCUUCAGGAUUGCUAUCUCCUGAUGCUAUUUUGGAUGCCAUUAAAGUUCGAUCCGAAAGUCGGGACAUGGACCUCAACUAUAGGGGCAUGUUAAUACCAGGUGAGAACAUUGCUACUAUGAAAUAUGGAGCCCAAGUGGUUAAAGGGGAAUUGAAAUCUGCCUUAUUAGAUGGAGACACACAGAACUAUGAUCUAGACCAUGGAUUUUCUCGACAUCCUAUUGAUGAUGACUGCCGUUCUGGUAUUGAAAUUAAAUUGGGUCAGCCAUCAAUAAUCAAUCACAUACGAAUACUAUUAUGGGAUCGAGAUAGCAGGUCGUACUCCUAUUAUAUUGAGGUAUCCAUGGAUGAACUAGACUGGAUUCGUGUAAUUGAUCACUCAAAAUAUCUAUGUCGAUCUUGGCAGAAACUGUAUUUUCCUGCCCGUGUCUGCAGGUAUAUCAGAAUAGUUGGAACACACAACACAGUAAACAAAGUUUUCCAUAUUGUGGCUUUUGAAUGCAUGUUCACCAACAAAACCUUCACUCUUGACAGAGGACUAAUAGUUCCCACUGAGAAUGUUGCAACAGUUGCAGAUUGCGCCAGCGUGAUUGAGGGCGUGAGCCGUAGCCGCAAUGCUUUGUUGAAUGGAGACACAAAGAAUUAUGACUGGGAUUCCGGGUAUACAUGCCAUCAGCUAGGCAGUGGUGCUAUUGUUGUACAGCUGGCGCAGCCUUACAUGAUUGGAUCAAUUCAGUUACUCCUCUGGGAUUGCGAUGAUAGGAGCUACAGCUAUUACAUUGAAGUUUCUACAAAUCAGCAGCAGUGGACCAUGGUGGCUGACCGAACAAAAAUUUCUUGCAAAUCCUGGCAACUUGUAAGUUUUGAUAGACAACCAGCAUCUUUUAUCAGAAUUGUUGGCACUCACAACACAGCUAAUGAGGUAUUUCAUUGUGUACAUUUUGAAUGCCCAUCCCAAAACACUCUACAGAAGGAAGAGACUAAUGAAGAAGAUGCUGGCCCAGGUGGACAGCACGUGGCAACCGCCUCACCUCAAGCUUCAAGCACCAGUUCUGUGCAUUCUCUCCCAGGAUCUGUUUCAUAUCCAUAAUUGCAGGAGCAAUUUUAUGAGAAUGGAGAAGAACGUUUGAAAUCUCAGUGCCACAAAAACAUUUUUCACUUUUAACCUGCAAGCACCUCUUCACUUUCUGAAUGAACUUUUCAAGGGGAUCAUAGCAUCAAGCAGCUAGAGGUGCUUCGAUUUAUAAGGCUGCCUGGAGACAAAACUGGGCCACCAUAUUGCACUUUCCAUUGAUUAAAAUCAGAAGUAUGGGGGGAGAAAACAGUCUUUCUCAUCAAGUUUCCUAUUUGUACCCUACCUCUUUAAACCAAACCAAAUCAGAUAGAGCAGAAAGAAACAAAACCAUGUCAUUUUGUUAUAUAAAUAGGUUGUGUGUACCAUAUCAAAAAAUAUUAUUACAUGUGCUUGUAAAAGGUGUAUUAAAAAUGAAUCUUUUUUGAGAUGUUUAUUAAAAAAAACUAUGGAAACCA